Molecule: messenger RNA, 393 nt
Organism: Cooperia oncophora
Lineage: Eukaryota; Metazoa; Nematoda; Chromadorea; Rhabditida; Trichostrongylidae
Source: the annotation of a GenBank genome assembly
AUGGAUACGAUUCGAAGUCAACAUAAACCUAUUGCUCCUCAGGACAUAUCUUUGUUUGACGAGGGUGCUUCCACUGUUUGGGAAGACCACGUGCUUUUGAAUUAUGAAAACAACUCACCUGCUAGUUCGUCCGUACAGAUGGAUCUCUCCGAGUCAUCAUUCUCUGAUGUCGGUUUCUCGUCUGAUGAACAAGGCAUGUCAUCGGAAUAUACCUGGCAGAGUGAUUUCUCAGGCUAUGAUCUCGAAGGGCUUCCUACAGUACCAUUUGUUGGUCAAUUUGAAGAAUUUCGCUGUGAUAACAUCGACAUCGAUCCGAACACACCUCCUCAAUGGCAGAAUGUCGAUCAAUACUAUGAAGAGCUGAUGCGAAUAGAAGGCGAAGAGCACUUGUAG